Messenger RNA from Durusdinium trenchii, 606 nucleotides. NCBI's taxonomy places the organism in Eukaryota, Dinophyceae, Suessiales, Symbiodiniaceae. The record is from the annotation of a GenBank genome assembly.
AUGGCUUCUGAAGAAGAGGAGGGGGAGCUGGAUGUUGAGCUUGACGCCACCGACGCGCACUUGACGCAUUUGGAGAAGCGGGUGAGGAUGUCUUCCUGCAUGGAGCUGGUGAAGUUUCAUGCCAGCCACAGUCCCAAAGAGGUCGAGGUCUUCCUCACUGCAGCCAAAGCCGAGCUCAGUGAGGUGCAGGCCAAGAAUUUUCUCUUCCAUACGUGGCUCAUACGAUGCUAUCACAACAUCAGGCAGGAAGAAGCACAGACCUUUGGCAGAGAGGAGCUCCCCCUGCAUCGCCGACGAGUGCUUCUGCGCAGCGGACCCGAGCGCUUCAGUGUCACACAGCUAGAGGUGCUGAACGAGCUCCUGCGCGAAGACGGAGCCCUGGGGCACGAGGUGGAGAUCCUGGGAAGCAAGCUGUCUGAAUGGAAGGGACAGAUGUGGUUGGCCUUGGCGGCCACUGCCCUUUGUGUAGGUCUGAUGUCCUUCCUAAGCUGGCGUUUGCUGGGACGUGAAGGAAUCAAUGCGAAGCAGCGACAUCGUGAGCGAAGGAAAGACAAAGGAAAAGAUAAAAAGAGUGCUCGCUCAGCAUUUCCCGAGCAACGAAAAUAA